Messenger RNA from Syngnathoides biaculeatus (alligator pipefish), 4762 nucleotides. RefSeq names its product LIM homeobox transcription factor 1, alpha-like (gene lmx1al). The record is from RefSeq and is a predicted model, not a curated record. Bases 93 to 1334 code for a protein of 413 amino acids. The transcript has 9 exons. Gene Ontology annotation, cellular component: nucleus. Gene Ontology annotation, biological process: regulation of transcription by RNA polymerase II; neuron differentiation. Lineage: Eukaryota; Metazoa; Chordata; Actinopteri; Syngnathiformes; Syngnathidae. Gene Ontology annotation, molecular function: DNA-binding transcription factor activity, RNA polymerase II-specific; RNA polymerase II transcription regulatory region sequence-specific DNA binding.
CUGAGAGAGACAAAAGCCUGCGUGCAGCGUGGAGAGCGCGAGCUGGUGAACGCGGUCCGUGAACGCAUCUGGAAGUUGUCGCAGUGUUUUUCAUGUUGCCCACCGAGAUUCCGGGAGUGUGUUUCACCUCAAGGGACCACACCGAGCCAAGCAGGGAAGGCAUGAAAACGGAGGAGAGCCAACAGUCGUGUCUGCAGCAGCCUCCAUCUUCAACCCCUUUUGUCGGUCCGGAGUACUCUGGUGCCGGAGGAGGGGGCGAGGUGUGCGCGGGCUGCUCGUCCCCGAUCGCCGACCGCUUCCUGCUGCGCGUGAACGAGCGCUCGUGGCACGAGUCGUGCGUCAAGUGCGCCGUGUGCUUGAGCGCGCUCACGGGGACCUGCUACUGCCGGGACCGGCUGCUCUACUGCAAGCCGGACUACGAGAAACUGUUUGUGAGGAAGUGCAGCGCCUGCCUGCAGGUGAUUGGCCGCUCCGAGCUGAUCAUGCGCGUGCUGGGCCAGGUGUACCACCUGGGCUGCUUCAGCUGCUGCGAGUGCGAACGCCGGCUGCAGCGGGGCGACGAGUUUGUGCUAAAGGAAGGCCAGCUGCUGUGCCGCAUGGACUACGAGAAGGAGCGGGAGAUGCUCGCCGCCAUCAGUCCCACACCCACGGAAUCGGUGAAAAGCGAGGACGAGGACGGCGGCGGGGGCCCGGGCGGGGGCAAAGGCGGCGACGAGGGCAAGGAGCACAAGCGCUCCAAACGCCCCCGCACCAUCUUGACCACGCAGCAGCGGCGCGCGUUCAAAGCGUCCUUCGAAGUGUCGGCCAAGCCCUGCCGCAAGGUGAGAGAGACGCUGGCUGCCGAGACGGGCCUCACGGUGCGGGUGGUGCAAGUGUGGUUUCAAAACCAAAGGGCUAAGAUGAAGAAGAUCGCUCGGAGACAGCAGCAACAACAGCAACAGCAGCAGGAACAGGAACAGCUAGGAGGGGGCAGGAGGGGCGGCGGUCGAGGGGGUCGCCAAAGCAACGACGACAGCGAGGACGGCUCCAGCGGUCACGGCAUGGACGGCAUGCUGGGAUUCCCCUCUCUGCCUCGACAGCAGCUGCUCACCCUGGACCCCAACAUCUAUGGCGGGGAACCCUUCCGACACGGCCUGACCCCGCCUCAGCUCAGCAGCGAGCAGCUCCACCCGUACGAAUCCGAGACGGUGUUCCACGACCUGGACAGCGACGGCAGCCUGGGCCACCUGGGCGACUGCCUCCUCGCAGCCGGCGAGGGCGGACUCCUGGCCGCGCGGGUGGGGAACCCCAUCGACCGCCUCUAUUCCAUGCAAAACUCCUACUUCACCUCGUGACCUUUACGAACGCUGGCCCUUUGCGAUUCCACCUCUCGGCUCAAGAGACGCAGCCAGUACGGAGUUUGUCCGUCUACUUGCCUGCGUUACACUCAAGUAGGAAGGGUGGGGGGGGGGGCGAAAAAAUGCAUCCAAAUACUCAACCAAACAAAGUCAAUACACUGGUUGGCACGUUUUUUCCCCAUCAACCUCCUCUCUGCCUAUGACGAGAGUCACGUCGAGACACUGGAUAUGUGAGAGAUGUGCUCAAGCACCUCCUUUGUGAUAUUUAUGUCAUUUUUCAUACAAAAUAGCACUUUUAAACAAAAGACAAAAAAAAAAAAAGCAAAACAUACUAAGUAUAAACAAUGGAUGUAAAAAGGCUACAAACCACUGUUCAAAUGCCAGGUUUUAGUUAUAUAAAAUAAAUAAGAGAGAAAAAUCAUUUAAAAACGUGUUCGCUUAUUACUGACCUAUAACACAAAAGGAAUUUUAAAUGGUGGCACAUUUGUGCUGACUCCUAUUUAACAUGAGUUUGAAUGUGAUUGUUAUUCUGAAGGUGUGCACACUUCUGCAACCACAUUAUCUGGUGUGUAUUUUAACUUCCACUCUCUAAAAGGUGUUUUUUUUAAUUAAUGGUAAAAAGGUUUAGAAAUGAUUUAUCUUGGUCUUUUUUUUUUAUUAUUUCACAAAAUUAAGCGUUUGAACAGGGGUGUGUAGACUUUUUCCAUCCAUUGUACAUCACAUACGACAAAGGGUUUAGUUCAAAGGGAAGGCACCGGUCCAAACGGAUCUAAUCUGAAUUCACAGCGAGAGAUUAUGAUUGGGUAACGCGGUCGACACAAGACUUUAAUUACUGGAGUACGGUUUUGCUCUCAGGUUAGUGUGUGUGUAUUUUACCUGAGAUGUAACUCAGGAUUAUUACGCUGGAUUAGGAUUAGAUGUAACCGAUUAUUUAUAGAUGUGAAGGAGUCACGUUUUUGAAGCAACCCUCCAUAACGAAACUUUCAUUUCCAAAACAUGACAGUGGAACCCCCCAAAAAGCGGCACAAUGUGGAAUUUAAUUCAAACGAAAAGUUGCGUGACAGCCAUUGAGACAUCGACAAAACCACAGAAAAAUGUGAAGUCAGAACGAAAACUGGAAUUUCUACGACAAAGGGAAACAUCCACCAGCUCAAUUCAAAACAAUUCAUUGAAAGAACUUGUAAAUUCAUAAAUUAAUAUUUGUUUGAAUAUCACUGCAGAAAACAUGCAUAGACUAAAAUCGAUGCAGCACCCACUUGUAGAGAUUUAACCUUGAACAGUUUUUCAUUAUUUCUCUGCUCCACAUCUUUUAAGCAGCGACGUGUGACGCACUUUGGAGUCCGGCAUGAGUUGCCCCUCUCAAACUAUCCUUAAUUCAUCCAUUUUCUUUGCCGCUUAUCCUCACAAAGGUCGCGGGGAGUCCAGGAGCCUACGCCAGCUGUCAAUGGUACACCCCGAAUUGGUUGCCAGCCAAUCGCAGGGCACAUCGAGACAAACAACCGCACUCACGAUCACACCUAGGGGCAAUUUAGAGUGUCCAAUUAAUGUUGCAUGUUUUUGGAAUGUGGGAGGAAACUGGAGUGCCCAGAAAAAACCCACGCAGGCAUGGGGAGAACAUGCAAACGCCACACAGGCGGGGCCGGAAUCGAACCCGGGCCCUCAGAACUGUGAGGCCAACGCUUUAUCAGCCAUCCUUAAUUCACAUCAGCACAAAAGCUCGAUUUUUACCGUCAGUGUGCGGACUGGAGCGUUGCACAGGUGUGAUCGGUUGAGAGCGACUCGUCGUCCGCUGUGAGUGCGCGCACAGCAAGCAGAGAAAGAUGGAGAACUACGAGGAAGGAAUAUUUACAUGUUUUUUUUAAAGACAAAUUUGGCAGCCAGCAUGCAUCGUGCUAGCAUGCCCAUUUUUAAAUUAUUCAAAUUUGGCAGGGUUAAUUACAGUUUAUUAUUUAUGUAUUCCGGGGACCAAGCACCAUUGGUUGACAGCUUCCCUCGGCUCCAUUUCGUCUCUAAGGGUUUUACUUUAUUUUACUUUUGUGUAACUUUUACUGUGAUGACCUGUUUUUAUACUCACAACAAUUACAACGGCAAAAUGCUACUUCAAAUUUUCAGGCAGUCCAUAAAGCUUUUAUUAUGAUUCAUGCGUUCAGAACGGUUUGUGUUCCGCUUUGGGGGUUCCACGGUAUUUUAUUUUAUUAGCGUGACUAGCUUAUUACAGACCAAAUAAAUAACUACCGUAAUUUCCGGCCUACAAGCCGCAACUUUUUUUCACACGCUUUCAACCCUGCGGUUUAUGCGGCCAUGCGGCUAAUUUGUGCAUUUUUUUUUCUAACGGCCGCAAGGGGGGGCACUCGAGCGGAAAAGGUAAGAGUGAGACCGGUGGAAUAUAUGUGCUGAGGAAGUGACUUUUACCGGCCCGGCCCUUUCCGGCCCUGUUAGUGCUGCGCUAGCGCUGUGCUAGCGUACUGCUGCUCUGUUUCUGGCGUGUCUCAAUGAUAUUUACCGGUAAGUUUUAUUUUAACCGGCCUUGUUAGCGUGGCGCUAACAUUAGCAUUAUCUUUAGCAUGGUGCUGGCGUUAGCACUAGCAUUCGCGCGGAGCGCUAGCGUUAAAUUCUUUCUGUGUACCGUCUUUCUUUGUAAAUAUCUCGCGUUUCAAUGUGGGCACUUGCGGCUUUUCCACAGCUGCGGCGUAUGUACGUACCAAAUGGUAUUUCCUUUCCAAAUGUGCUGGGUGAGGCUUGUAGCCAGGUGCGCUCUGUAGGCCGGGAAUUACGGUAACUAAAUAAAUCCUUUUUUUUUUUUAACUACUUUUCAAUAUUUUUCCGUUGGGACACCACGACAGGGUGAUUUUUUUACAGAACCUUAUUCGGAGACAGGGUUUUACUAUUGACUUUUUUGAUUUUAUAAUUAAAUCAUCGAGACGUAAGCAAGCGCCAACGACGGUCGUCUGACACUGGGUACGUAACACUGAGCUUCGAAUGUAAAUGCGUGACUGUUGAAUAUUAUUGUCGUAGUUUCUUUCCAUAUGUAUUUAUUUCUCUCGGCUCCAAUUAGAUAGCACUAGGUAGAUAUUUUGUACCUUCUUCUGUGAUGAACAACGGCAUUCUGCGAGACCACAGCAUGAUUAUUUAUCACGGCGUGGGUUAUAACACAUAGCCUUCAGGCAAAGCAGUGCAAUUUAAAAUCAAAUCAAAUAAAAAAAUGUAAAAAAAAUAGGACUAGCGGUGCUUCUAGCUGCUCCGGCUUGUAAGAGCGACUCUUUCAACAACAUGUUUGACAGAUGCACAUUUCUACGGUGAUAUUUUUGUGAGGGUAACUUAUUUGUGCCGUGUUUGCAAUCUUCUGUUGAGUGGCUACCAAGGUGACGUGCUUUGAAUGUAUAAUGUCGCUGUAUGCUCAAAUACAGUCUGCAGUUUCAACCUCA